Messenger RNA from Mobula hypostoma (lesser devil ray), 4248 nucleotides. Its product is annotated as fibroblast growth factor 9. Gene Ontology annotation, molecular function: fibroblast growth factor receptor binding; growth factor activity. Gene Ontology annotation, cellular component: cytoplasm. The record is from RefSeq and is a predicted model, not a curated record. The transcript is spliced from 4 exons. Gene Ontology annotation, biological process: positive regulation of protein phosphorylation; fibroblast growth factor receptor signaling pathway; lung development. Bases 530 to 1150 code for a protein of 206 amino acids. Lineage: Eukaryota; Metazoa; Chordata; Chondrichthyes; Myliobatiformes; Myliobatidae.
UAUAGUUCAGACGCAGAUAGUACACACAUUUCACAGUGGGGUCUGCGUAAAGAACACCUGUUUCAAGGCAGCCAGCAACCCAGCAUUGGACUUGCAGAUCUUUCUGCUGAUGAAGACGAGCGCCUGAAGCUCCAGACACUCUCCUGAUCUUCCUCGAGUCUUUGGAUAAUAAAAAAGGUGACGUUUGGGAAAAAAAAUAAGAUCAAAGUUUUUGGAUUGCCCCAGCGAGCAACGUGCGAUCUAUAUUUUCUCAAGGAUUCAUGCUGAUGUAUGCAGUCUUUUAUAGAGUAAAAACAGCGCAUGCCUUUCUGGAGACAGAUCCAUAAAUUCUGACGUAGCCUUGUUCAUCUAAAAAAAACCAAUAACGCCGGGUUUAAGUUGCUAUGACCAUCGUUAUCUUCUUCCAAUGGAGAAACUACGAAUUUUUAUUCUCAAUGCAGCUGGAUCGCCUGAAGAUCAAACAGCCUGUUAGACCUGGGAUUAUUUAAAAACAAUAUGUUAAUGUAAGCAGAAUCGCCGGCGGCGACUGAUGGCUCCGUUAGGUGAAGUUGGGAACUAUCUUGGUGCCCAGGAUGCAAUACCUUUUGGGAAUGUGCCCGUUUUACCGGUGGAUAAUCCGGUACUCCUGAGUGAUCAUCUCGGCCAGUCUGAGGGGGGUUUGAGCAGGGGCUCAGUCACGGACCUGUCCCACUUAAAGGGGAUCCUCAGGCGGAGACAGCUCUACUGCAGGACUGGCUUUCACUUAGAGAUUUUCCCUAACGGAACUAUCCAGGGGACCAGACAAGAUCACAGCCGAUUUGGUAUUCUGGAGUUCAUUAGUAUAGCAGUGGGCCUGGUCAGCAUUCGUGGUGUAGACAGUGGACUCUACCUCGGAAUGAAUGAGAAAGGAGAGCUAUACGGAUCGGAGAAAUUGACUGCAGAGUGUGUUUUCCGGGAGCAGUUUGAAGAAAACUGGUAUAAUACCUACUCCUCGAAUCUUUAUAAGCAUGCGGACACUGGAAGACGGUACUUUGUUGCAUUAAACAAAGAUGGAAGCCCAAGGGAAGGGACUAGGACUAAAAGGCAUCAAAAGUUCACUCAUUUUUUACCUAGACCCGUGGACCCUGACAAAGUACCUGAACUAUACAAGGAUGUUUUAAGCCAAAGUUGAUGAAGACAAUCCUUUACUUUGGACCACUGAAAAGCAACCACUAUAAUGGGUUCAUGUGGUGGGUUCUAAACGAUUAGCUGUGUCAUCACAUCAGCUCUACUGUUGCCAAACUUUGUCGCAUGCAUUGUGUAUGGAGGCUUGGAUGGGACACGCUGAUUUUGUACUGCACUUACAGUUUGUCCUCUCAGAGGUGAGCCUGUGCCCACUUGCUUGGUUGAAAAAAAAUGUGUAAGAGGGAGGAAUAUAUUGAAAUGCCAAGGAGAAAGAUGGCCUGAUGCAUGCUCCAGGAUGGGACACGCUUUAAAUUUUUUUGAUCAGUUCUAUUUUGUUGUGUAUCAGCAUAGCUGCCAUACUUUGAUUCAUCGGGAUAUGGGCUGGUGACAAAGCUCAAGCUCACACUGCAUUAAUAAUGGCAUGGAGGACGCAAGCGUACGUAAAAAGUGAUUUAGAUAAAAAGAGAAACAGACAAUUCCUCUACCAGCUCAAUGGUACUACCCCUUAGGGCUUUAAGCAAAGACCUCUUAGUAAAGAAAACAAAAAAGUUAAAUUUAUUUAUAGAAAUUCCAAAGGCAACAUUAUAUUUAUUUUAUAUAUUUAUUUAUUAUAUAGAGUUUAUUUUUAAUGAAAUAUGUACAGGCCAGAUAGGCAUUUCGGAAGCUUUAGGCUUUGUAAGUGUAAAAAUGCCAGUGGCCACUAUGAACCUAUGGUAAGUUCAUGUGAGUUAAUGUAAAGGUGCAUGGAUAUAAAAGGAUUCCAGUAACCCCUCUGUUCGGAAAGUGACAAUCUCAUUUGUGCCCAGUCUAUUGUAACACUAUGAACAGCACUCAUUAUAUUGAGGAUCAUUUUUUUGACUGCUUGUUUCCUGACUGUCUCCCUGUCCUCUGCCCUCUCCACCCCGUCGAUUAAAGUUAAAGUUGGGUCUUCAGAUUUCUCCUUUGUCUCUUUUAUAUCCAGUUCUGUCAGAUGCAGUUUCACAGCUCUGGGCUUAUCCUUCAUCUCAAAAAGAAAGACAACUGCUGCUGUUGUUUGAUUUAUUACCAAAAGCCUGCAGUUUUAUAGCAGAGUUUGGUAGUAAAAUAUCCCAGUCUGUAUUCACAGUCAAGUGUUCUCAGGACCAGUGUUCCUUUUAUGUGUUAUAUUUAUCAAGAAAUUGGAAAACUCCUUAAACUAAAAGCUGAGUAAUAGACAAAAAGUUUAAAGAAAAGAAAUCCUUUUUUAUAAUAAAUAUUACAGCAUCAUUCUUAACAUAGUUUUACUGAAAAAGGUCAUCUUCUGGACUAGAAAUGUGUGAACUUUUCUGUAGCCUUGGAGGGAAUGCUGAAAAUUCUUGUGUUUUUUUUAUUCUUUGUGCAAAAACAUAUUUUACAGCCUUUCUGAAUAUUGGCUCUGAGCAACUACAACCAUGUGAUAUAUUAGCUCGAUUUUUUUUCAAGAAUUCAUUUCCACGGUGGUAGAAGUAACAUUUAAGAGAUGCAGACAAUGACAUUUCAAGUGAUACCUGGAAGAACUUGCUGGCAAUACGGUGCCCAAGCCUUUGCCUCUGUCUGCCAAAAUUAAAUUGGUACAGCAAUGGCUUCUAUUUGGUUACAGAAAUGAAAUUUGACAAAAAAGUACCUUCAAUGGAAUAAGUUGAUCUAAAAUGUUUAAAGACUAAAAUGCACCAGUAGCUUUGAAAAGAAAUACUUUCUUGACUUUGACAGUGCCUCUGCAAUAAGGCUGCACCCCUCACUUUCUUCAAAGAAUAUACUUAUAACCAGAGUUACAACGCAGAAGUUAUAACUAUUGACCAUUCCCAAACUGUUCUGGACAUUUAUCAAGAGAAAGCAUUAACGUUCCUGAGGUAAUUUUCACUGGAUCCUCGUCCAUUAACUAUCUGUACACCUUAUAAAAUUGUUUAAAUGUUAUAGCAUUCCAGAGUGGUACAGUCCAAGAGAUAUAAGAAUGAGCAAGAUAGACCAUUGAUGAUCAUAGCUCCUGGAAUGUUUAUCUUUCAGGUGUCUUUGGUUUUAGUGUUUGUUUAGCUACAGCUACUGGCAGUACCCCUUUGAUUUCCCAUUAGAACACUUUAUAUUUAUUCAAUGGCCUUUUCUUAAUCAUAUAUCCCAAGGCAUAUUUGGGGAAAUGUUAUCAACAAAACUUGAUCCUGAGGAAUAAUGAAUGUGAUUAGACCCCUAUCAAAAAGAUAGAUUUUAAAGAGCAUCUCAUCAGAGAGAAUAGAGAAGCAGAAAGAUUUAGGGAGGGAAUUUCAACGGUGGGGACUGAUGUAGUUGAAGAACGGGACGGCAUAUUUUAUGAGGUGCACCAGAAGCAUAUUGUAUUUAAUUUCUUUUUCUUUUCAUUUCACCUAUGUCUUGACACUGUUUUGCACUGAGCAUCUCAUAUGAUUGUUACCCAAUCCAUGGAAACUUUUGUUUUUUAUGCUGCAGUUUUUACAAAUUGUAAGAACAAUUUGGUCCCUUCCUUCAGGAUCUGAUCAAUGAAUUUGCAAAUAAAGUCCAUAUUCAACAUCAUAUUGGCUUUAAGUUGGCAAUACUCCAACAUAUCAUGGAUUCAAAUUCUUUCAGUCAUUUAUAAUUAAAUAUAACAGGGAGGGGGAAGACAAGCAGCAGGCAAGUCACACAUCCAGAUGACCAUCAAAUGGAGUGGUUUUCUGAUAAUAAUGCACUACAAUUACAAUCUGUAUGCUUUGGGUCUAUCUGCAACACGUGAGGACGCAGCAGGGUUAAUGCAAGCCUUGUUAAUUUGACCACUUGUAGGCAGUUAAAUGAGUAUUGCUCUGAAAAGCUCUUUUAUACCAGGCUGUUCUGAGUAGUGGGAGGAAUGCAAAUGUUCUUUUACCUUUGGGGCUAAAGUAGUGACACAAGCUUGAUGAACUAAGAGUUGUAAAAGAUAAUAGUAAUGUAUAACAAAUAUAUUUUAUUCUGAACUUUGUUGAUGUAUCUGCCAUAUCUAAGCAUUUAUUAUAUAAUGCCAUGGUUUGAUUUCCUGAAAUGUGAUUGGCUGGUAGGUGUGUAUUAUUGCAUAACACAGCACACCUAAUUAAGUAUGUAAUUUAAUUAAUAAAUUAAUAUUGGACUAUCCAAGUAUAUCAGAUGAAU